Messenger RNA from Chroicocephalus ridibundus (black-headed gull), 1186 nucleotides. RefSeq names its product translocase of outer mitochondrial membrane 22 (gene TOMM22). The transcript has 4 exons. Gene Ontology annotation, biological process: intracellular protein transport. The record is from RefSeq and is a predicted model, not a curated record. Bases 54 to 473 code for a protein of 139 amino acids. NCBI's taxonomy places the organism in Eukaryota, Metazoa, Chordata, Aves, Charadriiformes, Laridae. Gene Ontology annotation, cellular component: mitochondrial outer membrane.
CCGCCCUUCCGCUUCCGCUGGCUCGCCGCCCCCUCCGUCCCUGUCAGGUGGUGAUGGCGGCCGCUGCGUCCCUGUCUCCCGAGGAGCUGCUGCCCAAGGGCGGCGCGGGCAAGGCCGAGGAGCUGGAGGACGAGCUGGAGGAGGAGGAGGAUGACGAGGAGCUGGACGAGACGCUGGCGGAGCGGCUGUGGGGGCUGACGGAGAUGUUCCCCGAGAGCGUCCGCUCGGCGGCCGGAGCCACCUUCGACCUGUCUCUGACGGUAGCGCAGAAGAUGUACCGAUUCUCCAGGGCAGCUCUGUGGAUUGGGACCACCUCCUUCAUGAUUCUGGUUCUUCCUGUCGUCUUCGAAACUGAAAAACUGCAGAUGGAGCAACAGCAGCAGCUGCAGCAGCGACAGAUCCUCCUCGGACCCAACACGGGGCUCUCGGGGGGAAUGCCAGGGGCCCUGCCUCCGCUCUCUGGAAAGAUCUAAUUUGCAGGAGCUGCGCUGGAUUCAUAUCAUGUGGGAAGACCUUGAGAUGAUGAUAUAUUGAACUAUUGAUUUGUUGGGUCAGGGCAUUUUUUUUUUUUUUCCUGUUUGUUUGUUUUUAUUUUUGGUUCUCCUUUGGGACACUGACCUGUUCAUAACAAGGUGAGGGGAAAGCCUCCCUCUCUGGACCUGAUGAUGGCUCCUGUCUGCAUCCUCCCCCCUGUAGAAGUUGUGAGUUUUUCCUUUUAUUCAAUCAGUACACCAUAACCAGUUAAAGACUUGAACUGGGGGAGUUCCAGCCUCCUUGCUCCUCCACAAAACCACCCCGGGCACAGGUCAGGCUUCAAAAGGCAACAGUCAAACAAAACCCAGUCCUUUCCUGGCUGGCUGGGAGCUGAAGGACACCGGCGACAGGAGGAGGACUGACUUUCCCAGCAGGCAAAGGAAAGGAAGGAGGGGUGCGGGUAGCUGUACCCCAUGGAAAAACACGCUCGGGAAAGAGGUGCCUGUGGAAGUACCUUCACUGCAACUUAGUGUGUGUAUGGGGGUGUGUGUGUGGGCGCACGCGAGAACGGAGGGAGCAGCAGGCCAGGUUUGAGACGAUCACAUCCGUGCUGAUCCUCUGCCUCAUAAAGUAGAGCUUCAGAUACUGGCUGCGUAUUUUUUUGUAUCGAAAUAUUAAAUAAAUCCAACCUGAGCAGCGUGGUUUUAAUAGA